Molecule: messenger RNA, 837 nt
Organism: Calidris pugnax (ruff)
Lineage: Eukaryota; Metazoa; Chordata; Aves; Charadriiformes; Scolopacidae
Product: nuclear receptor subfamily 0 group B member 2-like
Exons: 4
Biological process (GO): negative regulation of transcription by RNA polymerase II
Cellular component (GO): cytoplasm; nucleus
Molecular function (GO): transcription corepressor activity; transcription factor binding
Source: RefSeq, a predicted model, not a curated record
AUGGCCACCGAGGUCCCAGCUGAGAAAUUUGGGAAAUGUCAGUGUGGGACACGCCAGGCUAAGAGCAUCCUGUUCCAGAUCCUUAACAAAGAAGACAGAAGCGAGGCCCAGUGGUCCCAGCAGUACCAGGGUCCCCGUCGCUCCACAGGAAGCCAGGGCUGCUCUUGCGUCGACAGGAGAAGAGUUGUUCUGAAAACACCAGAAGCCACGUGCAGAAGAGCCUCCGAAGUCCUCUUGAAGACUUUAACUUUCAUUAGAAACUUGCCUUCUUUUUCUCACUUGCCUUGGGAGGAUCAGCUUGUCCUCAUACAGCAGAACUGGGCCCCUCUUUUUGUCCUGGGCAUGGCACAAGAAGGGGUGGAUUUUGACCUGAGAGAGAUUUCAGCCCCUAGUUUGUUGAAAAAAAUCCUCCUCAAUCAGUCUUUGACAGCCAGCAAUGAACUGGGCACCUCCUCACUGGGAGCAUCUUUAGCAGAAGUUCAGAAGAUGAAGAAUUUAUUGUGGAAAUUCUGGGACCUGGACAUAAGUGCAAAGGAAUAUGCCUAUCUUAAAGGAAUUAUUCUUUUUAAUUCUGAGAUUCAGGGGAUGACUUUUCCAUACUACGUACAAACACUGCAGCAGGAAGCUCAGCGAGCCCUGAUAGAAUUUAUCUCAACGAUGUUCAACAGAAACCUUGGCAGGUUUGCUUGGAUUCUUCAGCUUAUCGCCUCUCUUCAAGACAUUGAUCAAGAUGCUAUUGAAGAGCUCUUCUUCAGGCCCAUCCUAGGAGAGGCCACCCUAAAUGACUGACUUCUAGAAACCCUCUAUAUCAAGCCAUCUGGCUUUGAAAAGAGAUGA